UCGCCCGACUUCUUUUAUUUUCUCACUUCUCAUCGGUCUCUCUCCUUCUCUCUCUCCGUCCUUGUCUGAUGUCUACUUACUCUCAAAUGGAGAAUUUUUCUGCUGAUUUUUGACUGCAUAUUAACCCAUUCGCGCACGGUGUAUUUCGUAAGCUUGAUUCGGGAAAUGAGCAGAGGUCAGCAGCCGGAGCCUCUAGAUUUCUUUAUCUGGACUGUUGAGGAUGUUGGCUUAUGGUUGGAAAAGAUAAAUCUUGGUAGUUACCGUCAAAUCUUUAAAGAAAAUGGUGUUAAUGGAGAAUACCUGGAAGGAAUGUCAAUGUUCACUACAGAGCAGAUUCUUCGCUUCAUAAGACGGUGCCACAUGAAGUGGGGAGACUUCAUUACAUUGUGCAAGGAAUUGAGGCAGAUCAAAGUGGCUUGUCUUAAAGGGGAGCAAAAGGUUCGCCGGCCAUGGUGGGCACCAUCUUGCCUUUCUGUAGUGUUUGUAAAGGCUGCAAAACGCAACAGACAAUCACGAGUCGUUUCCUUGAAGCUGGAACCAUAGUAGAACCUCUGCUUAUAUGUACGUAUAGCAAAUAUCUUUUUUUCUUUAGAAAACAUAAAUUAGGAAAGGACUUGGUUGAAGCUUUUGUUUUGUCUCUUCUUUUGUUUCCGUUUUGGUGUCUAAAUUCACAAGAGGGUCGUUCCUUCUCCUCUGGAGAACGAUCUUAUAUACAGGGUCUCUGUGGUCUAAUCUUUUUCCUGUUGUUGUAAUUAAUAUUCCCUGCAAUGUGAACGAAAAUAUGAUAUAUAUGUGGGUUCUGAUUAGUUUGAAGUGCUGCUUUAUGU
This is a messenger RNA of Neltuma alba, 827 nucleotides long. RefSeq lists its product as uncharacterized. The transcript is spliced from 4 exons. Gene Ontology annotation, molecular function: protein binding. The record is from RefSeq and is a predicted model, not a curated record. Bases 166 to 543 code for a protein of 125 amino acids. Lineage: Eukaryota; Viridiplantae; Streptophyta; Magnoliopsida; Fabales; Fabaceae.